This is a messenger RNA of Oncorhynchus tshawytscha (Chinook salmon), 2687 nucleotides long. Its product is annotated as transcriptional regulator Kaiso-like. Gene Ontology annotation, molecular function: DNA-binding transcription factor activity; RNA polymerase II cis-regulatory region sequence-specific DNA binding. Gene Ontology annotation, cellular component: nucleus. Gene Ontology annotation, biological process: regulation of transcription by RNA polymerase II. The record is from RefSeq and is a predicted model, not a curated record. The transcript has 7 exons. Lineage: Eukaryota; Metazoa; Chordata; Actinopteri; Salmoniformes; Salmonidae. Bases 327 to 2186 code for a protein of 619 amino acids.
GUAAUAUAAUGUAAUAAGAAUUACCGUGUUUCAAACAACAGCGCGCAUUUCUUUCCAUUUAACCAAACCCUUUGAAAUACAGUAUGACGCCAACAAAUAAGAUCCUUUCUCUUCAGUGUAAACGGAAGCGAACAGUGACGAACAGUGAUUUCCCCGUUGGCGUUUUUAUUGUUGUUAUUUAGACUUGUAUUAACACCGUGGAACUCAAUAUGACUCAUUUACCUGGACAGCAUCACAUACUUGCCUAAGGUAGUGUUUAAUUCACGUCGGAGACAGGCCUUGGUUGAUAGCUAGCUAAGUUAGCUGCUAACUAAGGUUAGCUAAAAAUGGCUAACGUGAACAGUAUGGUUUUUCACACUCAAAUAGCCUCCAUCAUGGAGGUGCUAGCGAAUGCAGCCGUGGCAGAGAUCUGUAAAGUCGUAGACGACGACUAUGCAGUGUUUCGUUUGGAAAUAACUCAAAGCCAGAAAGAAAACAGGGCAUUGCGGAGGAAACUACAGCUGCUGGAACUGAAAGUGUCACGGGAGCGCGGCCUCGCCAGUCCCAGUAGUGUAAAGAUCCUCGACCGAUACAGAGGAGUGGAAAGAGGUGAAGGACAUCUCACUGCAGGCCACAGGAGCUUUGUGAAGCUAACAGGUCACAAUACAUGGAGAGAAGACCAACCAAUCACUGUUGAUGAGGGGAGUGGAACCUCAACCCAGCAAGUUAUUGUGAUCGAGUCUGCAGAUGCAGAGGCUGCAGGUCCUGGGGUCAAGCAGGAGAGGUCUGAAGGAGAGGAGAACCCAAGGCACAGCAGAGACAUCCAGACUGGUGCGGCUGGAAAGCACCUUGUAGCCACCGAGGACCUCGCUACCACUGCCGCACCCCAGGCCUGGACCCAACGCAGCAUCACAGAGGAGGAGGAAGUGCUUCUGGUGAAGGAGGAUGGUCUGGGGAACCCUGAGAGGACCAUGGUCAUGGAGGACAACCAGACUACACCUCCCCCUGAACCCACAGAGGAACCAACUGAGCAGCACAGGACCACACACAGUCUCACUGAGUCAGUAGACAUGGAGGAUGGGAAGCCUGAUCUGCUGAUAGUCAAAGUGGAGACAAUAGAAGAUGAACCAGAGAGCAUUGACCUGCUGAGUGGACUAAAGAUGGGGGAGCAAGUUGGUUGGCUGGAGCCUAACAAGGGAGACUGGGCGGACAUCUUGGAUUCCCAGCCGGGCGCAGCCAAAGGCUCAGGGGACCAUAUCACUGAGCAGGGCGAGAUAGUGGAGUCUGCAUUCCAUGAAGACCAGCUGAUGUCUGAUGUUGCUGACGGGAGAGGCUGGACCUCUGCAGCGGCUGGUCACAAACCCUGGCCACGGAUCAGAACCCUGGAUCAGGAGCCGUUGCUCUUCCUUCCCGAGUCGCAACUAGGACCCAACCGUGAGGGACAGAGACUCCACCACCACACAGAACACAACCAGUGGACAGGUGGACUGAACAACCCCAGUCCUGGUGGUCAUCAGAGAGGCAGAGACUCCAGUCUCCAGCCCAGACCCUUCUCUUCACAGUCUCAGUGCAGGGAUGGAGCAGGGCCUGGUGCUGAUAGAGAUAGACCCUCCUGUUCCUAUGAUACAAACACCAAAGUAUCCAUGAUGAAAAGAUCCGGUCACCCUGGGCUUCAGCCUUCUCAGAGCGUGGUGGGAGAUGCUCCUUGUGGUAGUCUUUCAGGAAGUCUGUCUUCAGAGUCUCGUCUAAUGCCUGGUGACUGGGUUCAUAGAAGGUCUGGAUCUGGGUCUAGCCUUCAUCAAUUACCUCAUGGUUACCCCACCAAUACAGACAGGGUCAGGAUGGACGUUCACCACGAGAAGUACCUAGCCUAUAACACAGCACACAAUCCCAACAACACCCAAACAAUGGCUAGAGGUCAAGGAGGGAGCUCAAAGACUAACCACCUGAGGGUGGUGGCUCCUGCUUCUACCUCCUCUGGUAUCAUUGGGUCACAACGUGUAAGGCCGAGCAUUAGGACGGACGCCGACAAGCCGUACGCCUGCCUCACGUGUGGGAAGCGCUUUGCUGAGGCGAACUAUGUGAAGAAGCACCAGACUGUUCACACUAAGGAGAGGCCCUUCAAGUGUAAGCUGUGUUACAAGAGCUUCUCCUUCCAGAAUAACCUUAUCAGACAUAGGAGUGUCCACAAUGGGAAAAAAUUGUAGAAGUGUGUGAGAUGUACGCAGGGGAUAUCUGGGAACCAUUCUUUAGUUGACAAACACUACAUGACCAAAACUAUGUGGACACCCCUUCAAACUAGUGGAUUCAGCUAUUUCAGCCGAUUGUAUACAAUCGAGCACACAGCCAUGCAAUCUCCAUAGACAAACAUUGGCAGUAGAAUGGCCCAUACUGAAGAGCUCAGGAACUUUCAACGUGGCACCAUCAUAGGAUGCCUUUCCAACAAGUCAGUUCAUCAAAUUUCAGCCACGAGCAACAGCAGUUCAGCCACGACGUGGUAGGCCAUACAAGCUCAGAAAACGGGAGCGGCGAGUGCUGAAGUCCGUAGCGCUUAAAUUGUCAGUCCUUGGUUGCAACAAUCACUACGAGUUCCAAACUGCCUCUGGAAGGAACGUCAGCACAAAUACUGUUCAUCGGGAGCUCCAUGAAAUGGGAUUCCAUGGCUGAGCAGCCGCACACAAGCCUAAGAUCACUAUGCGCAAUGCCAA